Molecule: messenger RNA, 2993 nt
Organism: Linum trigynum
Lineage: Eukaryota; Viridiplantae; Streptophyta; Magnoliopsida; Malpighiales; Linaceae
Source: the annotation of a GenBank genome assembly
GCGGGUAUCACCCGACCUGAUAUGUGAUGCGGCGUGUAAUACUCGAUUCGGGGUAGUGUGGGGCGGGGCAUGGGUACCUACUAUCUAUUUUCCGACCUGUCGUUUCCCGUCCCGUUCUUGACUCAUUCUAUCUCACCCGACUCGGGGUAGUGUGGGGCGAAGCAUGGGUAUCUACUAUCUAUUUUCCGACCCGCCGUGUCCCGUCCCAUUCUUGACUCAUUCUAUCUCAAUUUCUUACAGUAUCUAUACAUAUUUCUCCGAUUUUGACUUUUCUUCAACUAGUUAGAGUUGAUCUAUCAACUUGUUAGACUCAUUUACCCAUCCAAUUAUCAUUAUUUUUCAUACAUAAAGUGUUUUCACAUUAGAUUUAUCAUAAAAAGUAAAAUUUGCGUCUAUUUUUUUAAAUAACAUGUAAGAGUGGGUCAUCCCGCACCGUACCCCGUCCUGCCCCAUUGCCAUCACUAAUAUAUAUGAUAUUCUAAAGUUUUCAAAAUAUUUCAAAUGUGUAUUUACAGUAGCUAAAUUAAUUGUUAAAAUUUAAUUGAAAUAAUCAAAAUGUGAAAAUCAAAAUAUGAAACACCAAAGAAAUACUUAUGAAAUAGUUAGUGGGCUAGUUAACCAUAGUGAAAAAGUCAUGUUUUUAAGACUUUAGGUUUGUGAUUCAUACGUUUUUAGUUUAAAAAGAUAAUAAAAAUUUUGUAGUGUAAUUGUUAAUGAUUCAUAUUAUUGUUUAAAGAGACCAUUGUUCAAAUAUUAGGAACAAUGUAUUUUUUUCCUAUGAGUAAGACAAAUCUAUACUUUUUACUUUUACUCUGAUCUAGUUGAAAGAAAUUUGAAAUGAUAAAAAACUCCUAUGAACUCUAGUAUUAUAUAUUUGUGGAUAUUAGAUGUUGACGAAAUGAUGGAGUUGUUAUACGAUUUUGCUUUUGAAAUUUUGAUAACCACUUAUAUUAAUAGCUAUGAUUUAUAGUAGAGUUAUGUAUUUUUGGAACUCUCAAUAUGAAUUGUUGCAGCAACUAUUUGUUCUUGGCAUAAAAAUGUGUUCUGAUCUAUAAUCACUUUUAUGUCUAAGAGCUAAAUCCACGUAUAAGUGAUGACGUGUCGAGUUAUUUUGACAAACUGAAUAUUGAUUUGAUCGUGUUUUUAAAUUCUGGAAAUCUCUAGUAUUGAUUGUUUGAUGUAAGUAUACGUUAUGAUGGAUCGAGUUUUCAAGACGAAUAGUCACAUGGUUGUGUUUUCAAAUUUUAGUAACCCCUACCUUUAACAAAUUGAUUUUCUUUUAAAUUAUGAUGGAUUUCUGUAAAUUGAAUUCAUUUGAUGAGAUAAAUAAGAAAAAGGCAUACAAUGUAAUUCCUUGUCCUACCAUAUGUGAGUAUAUUGGUUCUUGAUAAUAUAUGCUCUUGUAUUCAACUUUUGAUAGCUACUAAAUAUUAAUGGAUUAGUUUAACUUCAAGUUCACUAAUGCAAAUUGUUUUUUUUAUUGAAGUAAUACACUGUCACCUUUUUCAACAAUACAAAGUGUUAUGUUACCAUGGAAAUUAUUAUGACAAAAAAAAAAAAAAAACAACCUGCAACAAUUGGCAACACAAUCUUUUUUACAGUUCCACUGAUUCCUUGACUGAUUCCUUGUUUGCUCUUAUAUCUGUUCUUCUUCAGGAGGCAUGAAAUAGUGUAUCCACCAGGGAAGCUAGAGAAGCCAUAUGAAAAGCUUCUCCGAGCCGAUCAAAGGCUCUUUCAACUAAGCCGCAACCCAUUCCCCAGUCUCCAAGAUCCUUGCUUUCCACCUCUGCCUGACUUCUGUCCCGGUUUCAACCCGACCCUCAACCCGGUUCUGUACCCAAACCCUCAGCAGCACUUCUCCCAGUUUUCCUCUCCAUCCCCAAUUUCAGGUAUUAACAAAUAACAAUGUAGCAAAAGCUCCUUCCUUUUCUCCUUACCACUUUCUUCUAAGAUAACAUACUAUUCAUUUUCCCCCAUUUAGAUCUGCAAAUGACUAACAAUGCUGCAAUGUGGGUGAGAUGAUGCCAAAGCCCAACCCGAAUGUCGGGCUGGUUGCCGCCAUGGGGGGCCAGUACUUGGCACCAGAGAGAAUAUAUUAUGAUUCCAGCUCAGGAGCUUCUUUAUCAGAUGGGCAUAUCAACAGCAACAACCUGUUUGAUACUGAAAUGAGCAGCAAUCAAUUCAGUGGGUCGGUAUCGGACGGGUCACCUUCUUCAGUUGAUAAGAAUUUCCUGAUGAUGCAAAGAUUGGAAAUCCUGGGGAAUCUGGAGACUGGUCUUGAUGCUGACCUGGCGAUUCGUCGCAACGAGAUGUUCGACAACCAGCAGCAGCAGGGUUUUGUUCCAGAUCCGGCUGCUGCUGGUUUGAUUACAAGUGGGGAAAUGUAUGCGCAGCAGCAGCAGCAUCAGCAUCAGCAUCAGCAGGUUUUGGUUCCGGAUCGUGCUUCUACUGGUAUGAUUAUGAGUGGUGGGCAAAUGUAUCAGCAGCAGCCAUCAGGGUUUUAUGGGUAUCCCUACCCUGUUGGAGGGAUUGCUGGUGCUGGGAUGGUGCAUUUCGACUUCUAAGAAUGGAUCUCGACCCGGCACAACAGUUUUAGGUAAAAGAAAGUUUUGAGAGUAGGGGUAGGUUCUGAAAAUUCUGCACAUAGCUUGCAGAAGCUUAUUUUUUUCCCCAUUGUUAGGCCAAUUUUGGUAUGAGACUUUCAGCCUUGGUUUUUCUUAGGUGUAGUAGGGGUUUAGGGAAAAGAUUGGAACUUUACUAGGUUUUGCGCUUAGUUGGGGGCUGGGGGAAUUGAUGAAUAAGGGAUCUUCAGAGAUUCUCAUGUUUUGUAUCAUGGAGAGUGAAGUGAGCAGAUCUCUCGAAUCUGAUGCAGAAACUGAAACACAGCAGAAUAAAUGGAAUUUCUUGUCAAGUUUUGUUACGGCAAAGGAAGGAUAUAGUACCAUAAUCGUAGUAAUAAUUUUGAGUUAUUGCGAUAAAUUGAUAUUCUAUAC